ACGGACAGAGAAUUUGAGGAAAACGGUUAUUUUCUCGGGGGUGUAUGUUUGUUCCGGUGCCACAAGCAGCCGUAAGAAAGCCGGUUCCGUUAUCGGGAAAUCGCCAGCGAACACCGUCGCUACCUAACGACGAAACGGUAUGGCAAGAUUUUUUAGUCUGGUGAGGAAGCAACACGAAUGAAUCAACGAAUGGUUGUGACUAUUCAGAUUCUCAGCGGAAAAAAUAGAUGCAGCAUCAAACAGUGUACUCUAGACCUUUUCAUCGGUUGUGGAAGUCGGGUUCCACGCGCAACAAAGGUAUGCGUGUAGCGGUGCCGGUUCCGCGAAGUGAUUGUAUUCGGAAGUUUGUUUCAACACUGAUGCCGGAAUAUCAAAUCAACGGUAUAACGAUCAACUUUCCGUUCGUACCGUAUCAGGUUCAGCGGCAAUACAUGGCCCGGGUGAUCGAAUGCCUGCAAAACGGAAACAACGGCAUACUAGAAUCAUCGACCGACACGGAGAAAACGCUCAGUCUUCUGUACUCAGUGGCUUGGGUUUUGCAAAAGAAGGCCCAAGAGGGCCCAAGUACAGGCUAAUAUGCGCACAAACAUUACCGACAGCUACUGGACAAGCUUGAUGAAGGAAGUGGCUCUGAGGGGGUGAAAUGGGGUGUACGCAUCGCGAGCGUAUUCACAACUGACACAGGUAAUGCAGGAGAUGUCACGAGCUACAGUCAUGAAAGGAGCGUGCGUGUCCCUUCUUCCUAUCCAAGGAGAUAAUCGAGAGCGCGGAUAUCAUCUUCAUGCAGUAUAAUUAUUUGCUGGACCCGAUGAUGCGCAAGGCGAACAAUUUGGAGCUGCCGAAGACGAUUAUCAUUCCGCACGAGGCUCACAAUGUGGAGAAAACGUGCGAAGAAUCGGCGUCGAUGCAAAUUCGAUCGACGGACAAAGCGUGCAUUGAUAAUAUUAAAUACGUCGAUUAUGAAGGUGAUGGACCACUUGGUGGCUAUAACGAAACGAAGAAAAAUUUCAUUAUCGAUGAUUUGGAGCUACUGAAAGAGAUGCAAUUGGAAAGAACGGGAACAUGUAUUUUCGAAAUAUUCAGAGCGGAGAGAGACGAGAGUCGAGAGUUGAUGACAGUGAGAGGCACUAUGUGCGUUCCCAAUAAAUAUAACACCGAAGUAAACUUCCGAAGCGCCGAUCUUGCGGUAUCGAGAGGUAAUUUGCGGGUUUCGGCAUUUCGAACGUACAGGAAAUCCCGGAAAUCCAUAGCGCAGUAUUUACAGUUCCCUACGAUGCGCACCACGACAAAUGGCAGGAUUGUUUCAAAGUGGCCACCUCCACGGCGUUACAAAUUGUUGAAAGAAAUGAUGAAAUAAAA
Armigeres subalbatus is the source of this 1359-nucleotide messenger RNA. Its product is annotated as regulator of telomere elongation helicase 1 homolog. Gene Ontology annotation, molecular function: DNA helicase activity; ATP binding; DNA binding. The transcript has 5 exons. The record is from RefSeq and is a predicted model, not a curated record. NCBI's taxonomy places the organism in Eukaryota, Metazoa, Arthropoda, Insecta, Diptera, Culicidae. Bases 782 to 1357 code for a protein of 191 amino acids.